Dipodomys ordii (Ord's kangaroo rat) is the source of this 1625-nucleotide messenger RNA. RefSeq names its product keratinocyte differentiation factor 1 (gene Kdf1). NCBI's taxonomy places the organism in Eukaryota, Metazoa, Chordata, Mammalia, Rodentia, Heteromyidae. The record is from RefSeq and is a predicted model, not a curated record. Gene Ontology annotation, biological process: regulation of epidermal cell division; keratinocyte development. Gene Ontology annotation, cellular component: cell junction. The coding region runs from base 36 to 1202 and encodes 388 amino acids. The transcript is spliced from 3 exons.
CAGGUGCCUGGCUGCAGCAAGCCAUGCAGUAAGCCAUGCCCCGGCCAGGACAGCCCCGCCCAUCAUCUGGGCCACCAUGCUUGGGACCCUGGGAGCGGCCAGUGGCUUAUGAUAAGCCACCCCAGCCUCCUCCUGGCCGUCGCACCCGUAGGCCAGACCCCAAGGACCCUGGCCACCAUGGGCCGGAGAGUAUCACCUUCAUCUCUGGCUCUGCGGAGCCCGCCGCUGAGCCCCCGGCCUGCUGCCUGCUCUGGCGCCCCUGGGGAUGGGACUGGUGCCGGGCUGCCUUCUGCUUCCGCCGCUGCUGGGAUUGUCUGCAGCGCUGCGGGGCCUGCGUACGGGGCUGCAGCCCCUGCUUGUCGGCAGAGGACUCCACCGAGGGGGCUGCUGAGGUCCACUGGGCCAAGGAGCACAAUGGUGUGCCCCCCAGCCCUGACCGGGCACCCCCCAGCCGCCGGGAUGGCCAGCGCCUCAAGUCCUCCAUGGGCAGCAGCUUCAGCUACCCUGACGUCAAGCUCAAGGGCAUCCCGGUGUACCCUUACCGCAGCGCCACCUCCCCAGCCCCCGAUGCGGACUCUUGCUGCAAGGAGCCACUUGCUGACCCCCCUCCCAUGCGCCACAGCCUGCCCAGCACCCUGGCCAGCAGCCCUCGGGGCUCGGAGGAGUACUACUCCUUUCACGAGUCAGACCUGGACCUGCCGGAGAUGGGCAGUGGCUCCAUGUCCAGCCGGGAGAUCGACGUGCUCAUCUUCAAGAAGCUGACAGAGCUGUUUAGCGUGCACCAGAUCGACGAGCUGGCCAAGUGCACGUCUGACACAGUGUUCCUGGAGAAGACCAGUAAGAUUUCUGACCUGAUCAAUAGCAUCACCCAGGACUACCACCUGGACGAGCAGGAUGCCGAGGGCCGCCUGGUGCGGGGCAUCAUCCGGAUCAGCACACGGAAGAGCCGUGCCCGCCCACAGGCCAGAGCUGCCACCCCUGCCGCCGCCGCCGCCCCUGACAGUGGCCAUGAGACCAUGGUGGGCUCCGGGCUCAGCCAGGAUGAACUAACAGUGCAGAUCUCUCAGGAGACGACAGCAGAUGCUAUUGCCCGGAAGCUGAGGCCGUAUGGAGCCCCAGGGUACCCAGCCAGCCAUGAUUCGUCCUUCCAAGGCACCGACACAGACUCCUCAGGAGCCCCCCUGCUCCAGGUGUACUGCUAACCCCUACUGACCCCAGCAACUCGCCCCUCCUGGGAGAAGCAUAUCCUACAGCACAGAGGGCCCAGAGUCCCUUUGAGCUCACACAGAACCAGGAACUCAGGAGCAGUGCCCACUCCCACACCUCCUUUGGUUGACUGGUUCCUGGACCACUGCAUUUCACAGGGCCAUAGUGCCCACAUUCCCUACAUCCCCAGCUGGCCUGAUCCCUCCUCCCUGGGCCUGUUCCUGUGGCUGACCACCAAAAGCAAAGACUUGGGAGUUACAUCCCCAUAAUGCAUCACCCUAAAGCAAUCAUGGAAACUGUAAAAGACAUUUAUGUGGCCUGGGUUGGGGGUUGGUAGGGCCUGUUUGAAAUUCUGUGGGCAGUGCCCGCUCAUUAUGCUCCGAUUCUACAUGUUAACAUGAUUAUAGCUUCAAGUACAA